Molecule: messenger RNA, 2721 nt
Organism: Besnoitia besnoiti
Lineage: Eukaryota; Apicomplexa; Conoidasida; Eucoccidiorida; Sarcocystidae
Product: aspartyl protease ASP5
Exons: 10
Coding region: 1-2721 (906 amino acids)
Biological process (GO): proteolysis
Molecular function (GO): aspartic-type endopeptidase activity
Source: RefSeq, a predicted model, not a curated record
AUGGCAGACGCAGGUUCCGGUGCCCUCCCCGCGCGGGCCGCAUGCCUCCCUUCUGCGCCUCUGCUUUCGCGGUCUCACUCCGUCGUUUCCUCCGCUCCUGUGUCUCCUUCCGCCGAUCCUCGUGCGCGUCCCCUCGGUCGUGGCGCGCGGGAGAGACUUGAAGCUUCCGCGCCGCUGGGAUCCUCGUUUCGUUUUGCGCCCUCUCGCCCUCCGGCUCCUCUCUUGUCUCCUCAUCGCGGCGUUUCCUCCUCUGGGUCGUCUCCGGAUUCGUGUCUCUCCGCGGCCUCGCAGAACGCGGGAGAUGAGCAGGGCCAUUUCGCGCGGAGCGCGGCCACUUUUCGUUCGUUUUCUUUUUUAGCAGAGGCGCGUGCGGGCCUCUCUGCUUCCCGGAGCUCUCCUCUGUUCAGUCUUCGCCUGUCUCCUUCCCUCGGCUCGUCUGCGAACUCUAAAAGCGGAACUACUUUCCUGUCCUUCGGCCGGCGCCGGCGCGGUCUCGCAGGCGCCGGCCCUCCCGUGGGCGGCUCCAGAGCGACCGCACUGCGUCUUCUUCUUCUGUUUGCUCUCCUUGCCGUCGCCGGCAGCGUCGUUCACCCUGCUCAAGCGGCUGCCGCUUCUUCGCGGGGUGACGCGUCGGCCGCGCCUGCUGAGGCAAGCGCGCCGGGCGCUCCGGAGAGGAGAGAUGAAGGCAGCCAGGAGGAGGCUUUUCCGCAGGCGGCAGGCGUCGUGCCUGCGCCUGGCGUGAAGGCGAAAGACCUGCCGAUGAGCGGACCGCCGCUCGACCCGCUGGGGCUUCCAGUGAGGGAGAAAGUUUUUCGCGCGCGGCUCUAUGGAAGCAUGUUUAGCUACGCCUACUACUUUCUGGACAUCCUCGUCGGGACUCCUCCGCAACGCUCCUCCGUCAUCCUCGACACCGGCAGCUCGCUCCUCGCGUUCCCCUGCGUCGGGUGCUCGGAGUGCGGAGUUCACUUAGAUCCGGCGAUGGACACAAGUCGCAGCAUGACGGGAGAGUGGAUUGACUGCAAAGAAGAAGAAAGGUGCUUCGGCACGUGCAGUGGAAACUCGAUGUUCGGAGCUCUGGCCGGGCUCAGCAACUCGAGGCGGUGUGUGUACACCCAGACGUACAGUGAAGGCAGCGCCAUUCGCGGCAUUUAUUUCUCAGACGUCGUUGCCCUUGGCGAAGUUGAACAGAAAAACCCUCCUGUCCGAUACGAUUUUGUCGGUUGUCACGUUCAAGAGACGAAUUUGUUUGUGACGCAACGGGCCGCCGGGAUUUUUGGAAUUUCUUUCCCGAAGGGUCAUCGACAGCCCACGCUCCUCGACGUGAUGUUCAGCCACUCGGGCCUUGUUGACAAAAAAAUGUUUUCCGUCUGCAUUUCAGAGGAUGGCGGUUUGCUGACUGUGGGGGGCUACGAGCCCACGCUGUUGGUGGCGCCGCCGGCAGAGGCGCCGGCUUCUCCAGCCGACGAGGCGUUUCGGCCAGUGCCUGCGCCCGCGAAGCGCGAGGCGGUCGCGGGGCGGCAGAUCUCCGCGGAGGAGGCUGGCACGUCGCCGCAUCACGCGUCGCUGCUCACCUGGACAAACAUCAUUUCCCACUCCACCUACCGCGUGCCGCUCGCGCGCAUGGAGAUCGAGGGCGUCGUCCUCGGCGACGGCCAAGAGACCUUCGGAAACACGAUGGUCGACUCGGGGACGACGUAUUCCUACUUUCCUCCGUCUGUCUUUGCGCGGUGGCGGUCGUUUCUGAGUCGAUUCUGCACGCCCGAGCUCUUCUGCGAGCGCGAGCGCGACGGCCGGCCGUGUUGGCGGGUCUCGCCGGGGACUGAUCUCAUUUCGACCUUUCCGCCGAUCAAGGUUUCCUUCGGCGACGACAAAAACUCGCAAGUCUGGUGGUGGCCCCAGGGCUACCUGUACCGCCGCACUGGAGGCUACUUCUGCGACGGCCUGGACGACAACCGGAUCGGCGCGAGUGUGUUGGGGCUCUCUUUCUUCAAAAACAAGCAAGUCUUGUUCGACAGAGAGCAGGAUCGUGUCGGGUUCGCGGCGGCAACCUGCCCGUCGUUCUUCCUCGAUCAGCGCCCGCCGGGGCCCGGCGGAGAGGAGCCUGGAUUGCCACGCGCAGCCCCCUUCACUAUGGCACCUUUGCCGGUGCCGGUAAAGAUCCGAGGUGGAGUCCCCGUGACUGGCGGAAAGCCGCCGAGCCGUCGGCCGGAGUUCACACCCACUCAACUCUGGAUCCUGGUGUGCCUCGUCGUGGUCGCCAUCGUCAUCGCGAUGGUGUUCAUUCUGCUCCACACUGUCAAGAGCUCCGCCAGAGGCUCGACAGUUGUACCCCAGCCCUCGCCUUCGCUUCCUUCUUUGCGCUUGCCGCUUCCGGCGGAGUCAAAGGCCUCCGCGGCGCGGUUCGUGCGCGGCCUCCGCGCGAGCGCACUCGAAAAAGCCAGCCAGAAGGUGUACGUACAGCCCGCGCAGCGGUAUCGAGACGUUGGAUCCGCGAGGCCCCACACUGCAGAAGUAUACUACGACGCCGACGAGGACCGCUUCACUGGCGAAGACGGCGGUGACUUUUUCAUCGACGACGCAGAGCUGCCUGAAGGUCACGGCGAGGUCUGCGAGCCUGCACCCGUGUCGUUUUCGCGCGACGCCGCCCGCCGCCCAGCGCGCGCGGAUCUUCGCGACUUUCCUCUUCGAGACGAAGAAGAAGAGUGGCGAUCGACGUCCUGA